UAAAUCUGUAGUUAUCAUCAUCGUCGUCGUCGUCCCCCUGUCACCCAUAAAAUCACACCAUGCUCUGCUCCCUUUUCUGCUUCGUAGUCUCACUCCUGUGAGCUGCUUAGCAGUACUACAAGAAGAAGUGGGAAAAAGAAGUAUAAGAAGACCCUAAAUAGAGGGUAGAGAGCUCAGCUUCGCUGAGCUCACAAUGCGGCUGAAAAUGGGGAUACCCUUUACUCUUCUCCUACUGAUCUCAUUGCUCUGCCUGUGGGUUGGAGCAUCCGAUGGAGCCAACGUCACUUAUGACCAUCGCUCACUCAUCAUCGAUGGCCAGAGGAAGCUCCUCAUCUCUGCUUCCAUUCACUACCCGCGCAGUGUUCCCGGGAUGUGGCGGGGACUGAUUCAGACAGCCAAGGAAGGAGGAGCUGAUGCGAUUGAGUCUUACGUGUUUUGGAAUGGCCAUGAACCUACUCAGGGAAAUUAUUAUUUUGGGGGAAGAUACGAUCUUGUCAAGUUUGUGAAGACUGUGCAGCAGGCUGGGAUGUACAUGAUUCUUCGUAUUGGCCCAUUUGUUGCUGCAGAAUGGUUCUAUGGAGGGAUUCCCAUAUGGUUGCAUUACGUUCCUGGGACAGUCUUCCGCACAGAUAAUGAGCCAUUCAAGUAUCAUAUGCAAAAGUUUACCAUGUUCAUCGUCAAUCUCAUGAAGAAGGAGAAGCUCUUUGCCUCACAAGGAGGGCCUAUCAUCUUGGCCCAGAUAGAAAAUGAAUACGGGAACUACGAAUUCUCUUAUGGUAGUGGAGCAAAACCAUAUGCGACAUGGGCUGCUAAAAUGGCUGUUUCUCAGAAUAUAGGUGUGCCUUGGAUAAUGUGUCAGCAGCCUGAUGCCCCUGAUCCUGUGAUAAACACUUGCAAUAGCUUUUACUGUGAUCAGUUCACUCCAAAUUCUCCCAGCAAGCCCAAGUUCUGGACCGAAAAUUGGCCUGGAUGGUUUAAGACCUUUGGUUCAAGAGAUCCACACAGACCAGCAGAAGAUGUAGCUUUUGCUGUCGCCCGUUUUUUCCAGAAAGGUGGUAGCUUAAACAAUUAUUACAUGUACCAUGGUGGCACGAAUUUUGACCGCACUAAUGGGGGUCCAUUCAUCACAACAAGUUAUGACUACGAGGCACCAAUAGAUGAAUAUGGCUUACCUCGGCUUCCGAAAUGGAGCCAUCUCAAGGAGCUUCAUCAAGCUAUAAAGUUAUGUGAGAAGCCAUUGCUAGACGGUGAAACUACUAAUCUGUCCCUAGGCCCGUCCCUGGAGGCUGAUGUCUAUACAGAUUCUUCUGGUGCUUGUGCUGCCUUUCUUGCUAAUAUUGAUGAUAAAAAAGAUAAAACUGUGGAGUUUCAGAACAGAACAUACGCUCUGCCUGCUUGGUCUGUUAGCAUCCUUCCAGACUGCAAAAAUGUGGUAUUCAAUACAGCGAAGAUUCAGUCUCAGAGUUCCAUUGUAGAGAUGGUACCAGAGGCAUUGCUGCCUUCAGCUUCAACUUCAGAAAAUGAAGGCCUGAAAGCCCUUAAAUGGGAAGUAUUUGUAGAGAAACCUGGGAUCUGGGGAAAAGCUGACUUUGUCAAAAAUGGCCUCAUAGAGCAUAUCAACACCACAAAAUAUACCACUGACUACCUGUGGUACACGACAAGCAUAUUUGUUGAUGAAAAUGAAGAAUUUCUGAAGAAAGGAGAUCAACCGACUCUAUUGGUUGAGUCAAAGGGCCAUGCCCUCCAUGCUUUUGUGAACCGGCAACUUGAAGGCAGUGCAUCUGGAAAUGGCUUGAAUUUUGCUUUCAACUUCUCAAGUCCAAUUUCGCUCAAAGCAGGAGAGAACGAAAUUGCUCUUUUGAGUAUGACUGUUGGGUUGCAAAAUGCUGGGGCCUUCUACGAAUCGUGGGGAGCAGGAUUAACUAGUGUGAAAAUUAAGGGACUGAAAGCUGGAAUAUUGGACUUGUCUGCUUCAAAUUGGACUUAUAAGAUUGGGUUAGAGGGAGAAAACCUGGGUAUUUAUAAAGGACAGGGCUUCAACAGCCCAAAAUGGGUAUCAACCUCCGACCCACCAAAGGAUCAGCCUCUCACAUGGUACAAGGCUGUCGUGGACCCUCCAUCUGGAGAUGAGCCUGUCGGGCUCGAUAUGCUUCAUAUGGGCAAAGGGCUUGCUUGGUUAAAUGGAGAGUCCAUUGGAAUAUAUUUCCCAGUGAAAAGCUCCGAGCACGAGGAUUGCGUUAAAGAGUGCGAUUACCGAGGCAAAUUCAGCCCCAACAAAUGCAGCACUGGCUGUGGAGAACCGACUCAGAGAUGGUAUCAUGUCCCGCGUUCAUGGUUCAAGCCAUCGGGAAAUGUUCUUGUGAUAUUCGAGGAGAAAGGUGCUGAUCCAACCAAAAUCAAGUUCUCAAAACGAAAAACCUCUAGCAUAUGCUCUGCAGUUUCAGAAGAUUACCCCUCUAUUGAUCUCGAGUCUUGGAACACCAACCGAGAUGAGGAUCCCAAGGAUAGAAGAGCGAAAGCCCACCUGAAAUGCCCCGAGCAUACCAAGAUACAUGGUGUGAAUUUUGCGAGCUUUGGGAAUCCCACAGGAUCUUGUGGAUCUUUUAGCUUGGGGAGCUGCCACGAUCCCACAGCCACAUCUGUUGUUGAAAAGGUAUGCCUGAACAGGAAUGAAUGUAAUGUUGAACUAACACCAGAGCAUUUUAGCAAAGAUUUGUGUCCCGGGACGACAAAGAAACUGACUGUGGAAGUGGUCUGCCGCUGAAGUAGGAACUACUCGGGGCAGCAAGAGAAAGAGAGAGAGAGAGUGAGAGUCCCAUACAGAUAGCAGCAUAACAAGUCUGGCAAGAUCAAAAAAAAUUCAACAAUUUUUGUUUUUGUUUUUUGUUUUCAUAGUUAUAUCUUUCAGCUGGAAUCAUUUGCAAUGUCGAAUUUUCUUUUAUGCUAAAUAAAUUUCUCGGUGAGAGCUGUGAACGAAGACACCGGCAUUUACCCGUCCGGAUCAUUGCUGGUUUUAGAAAACCUUAUAGGCGAGAAUGGUAAUGUAGUUUCUAUUAUGUUGGUUUUCGAUGUGGGAAGUUUUACUUGUUAUC
Punica granatum (pomegranate) is the source of this 3092-nucleotide messenger RNA. The record is from RefSeq and is a predicted model, not a curated record. NCBI's taxonomy places the organism in Eukaryota, Viridiplantae, Streptophyta, Magnoliopsida, Myrtales, Lythraceae.